Molecule: messenger RNA, 15456 nt
Organism: Budorcas taxicolor (takin)
Lineage: Eukaryota; Metazoa; Chordata; Mammalia; Artiodactyla; Bovidae
Product: SCO-spondin-like
Cellular component (GO): extracellular matrix
Molecular function (GO): peptidase inhibitor activity; protein binding
Source: RefSeq, a predicted model, not a curated record
AUGCUGCUCCCUGCCCUCCUCUUUGGGGCAGCAUGGGCACUGGCUAAUGGGCGAUGGUGCGAGCGGACAGAGACCGUCCUGGUGGAAGAGGAAGUCACCCCCCGUCAGGAGGACCUGGUGCCCUGUGCCAGCCUCCAGCAUUACCAGCGCCGGGGCUGGCGGCUGGACCUGACCUGGAGUGGCCGUGAGGGGCUCUGUGCCGUCUACAAACCCCCAGAGACCCGGCCUGCUGCCUGGAACCGGACAGUGAGGGCCUGCUGCCCAGGCUGGGGGGGCACCCAUUGCACCCUAGCCCUUGCAGAGGUCAGCCCUGAGGGCCACUGCUUUGCCACCUGGCUGUGCAACCCGGGGGCAGGCUCAGUGAACGCCUCUGCAGGAAGCCUGGAGGAGUGCUGUGCCCGACCUUGGGGACACAGCUGGCGAGAUGGCCGCUCCCAGACCUGCCACCGCUGCUCCAACCACAGACGACUGGGCAACACGCCCUCCCCAGCCAUCCUGCAGCCCCUGGCAGGGGCCGUGGCCCAACUCUGGAGCCAGCGCCAGCGUCCCUCGGCCACCUGCGCCACCUGGUCCGGCUUCCACUAUCGCACCUUCGACGGACGCCACUUCCACUUCCUGGGCCGCUGCACCUACCUGCUGGCGGGCACAGCUGAUGCCACCUGGGCUGUCCACCUCCAGCCCAGGGGGCAUUGUCCCCAGCCUGGGCACUGUCAGCUGGCCCGGGUAAUGAUGGGACCAGAGGAGGUGCUGAUCCGGGGUGAAAACGUCUCUGUGAACGGGCGGCUGGUACCCGAGGGGGCGUCUCAGCUUCUCCCUGGGCUCAGCCUGCAGUGGCAAGGGGACUGGCUGGUGCUGUCGGGGGGCCUGGGGGUUGUUGUGCGGCUGGACCGGUCCAGUUCUGUCUCCAUUUCUGUGGACCGAGAGCUCCAGGGACAGACGCAAGGCCUCUGUGGGGUCUACAAUGGCCGGCCUGAGGAUGACUUCCUAGAGCCUGGCAGGGGACUGGCUGCGUUAGCUGCCACCUUUGGGAAUUCCUGGAGACUCCCAGACUCAGAGCUUGGGUGUCUGGAUGCAGUGGAGGCAGCUCAAGGCUGUGAGGACCCCCUGAGGGACACAGAGACGGACACGGAGGCUGGCCGGCUUCGGGCUGAAGCCCAGGAUGUGUGCCACCAGCUGCUGGAAGGCCCAUUCAGAGAAUGCCACACCCAGGUCCCCCCUGCAGAGUACCACGAGGCCUGCCUCUUCGCCUACUGUGCUGGGGCCCCAGCGGGCAGUGGGCGGGCAGAGCGGCUGGAGUCCGUGUGCGCCACCCUGGCCAGCUACGCCCAGGACUGUGCCGCGCGGCGCAUCGCAGUGCGCUGGAGGAAGCCCGGCUUCUGCGAGCGCCUGUGUCCGGGGGGCCAGCUGUACUCCGACUGCGCCUCGGCCUGCCCGCCCAGCUGCUCGGCAGUAGGCGAGGGAAGCGAGCGGAGCUGCGGGGAAGAGUGCGUGAGCGGCUGCGAGUGCCCGCCGGGUCUCUUCUGGGACGGGGCCCUGUGUGUGCCUGCCGCCCGCUGCCCCUGCUACCGCCGACGCCGGCGCUACGAGCCCGGGGAUGUCGUGCGCCAGCUCUGCAACCCGUGCGUGUGCAGGGACGGCCGCUGGCUCUGCGCGCAGGCGCCGUGCGCCGCCGAGUGCGCGGUGGGCGGGGACGGGCAUUACGUCACCUUCGAUGGGCGGAGCUUCUCCUUCCGCGGCCCCGCCGGUUGCCGCUUCAGCCUGGUGCAGGACUUUGCCAAGCGGCAGCUGCUGAUUGUACUGGAGCACGGGGACUGUGACGCUGGGAGCUGCCUCCAGGCCAUCUCUGUCUCCUUGGGGGACAUCCUCGUCCAGCUCAGGGACUCAGGAGCUGUGCUGGUCGACGGUCAGGACGUGGCCUUGCCCUGGAGUACAGCUGGGGGCCUCAGUGUCUCCCGGGCCUCUUCCUCUUUCCUGCUGCUGCGCUGGCCUGGUGCCCGCAUCCUCUGGGGAAUGUCUGACUCUGCAGCCUACAUCACCCUGGACCCCCACCACGCCCACCAGGUGCAGGGUCUGUGCGGCACCUUCACCCGAAAUCAGCAGGAUGACUUCCUGACCCCUGCCGGCGAUGUGGAGACCAGUAUCACCGCCUUUGCUAGCAAGUUCCAGGUGGCAGGCAAGGGAACGUGCUCCUUGGAGGCCAGCACCCUGCUUUCCCCCUGCAGCACCCACACUGAGCGCCAGGUUUUCGCGGAAGUAGCCUGUGCCAUCCUGCAUGGCCCAACCUUCCAGGAGUGCCACGGGCUGGUGGACAGGGAGCCGUUCCACCUGCGCUGCUUGGCAGCUGUGUGUGGCUGCGCCCCUGGCCGGGACUGCCUGUGUCCCGUGCUCGCGGCCUAUGCUCGGCGCUGUGCCCAGGAGGGUGCCCUGCCUUCCUGGAGAAACCGGACCUUCUGCCCUGUCCUGUGUCCCGGUGGCCAGGAGUACCAGGAGUGUGCCCCAGCAUGUGGUCACAACUGCGGGGAGCCUGAAGACUGUGGGGAGCUGGACAGCUGUGUGGCCGGCUGUAAUUGCCCCCUGGGACUGCUGUGGGACCCCGAGAGCCAGUGUGUGCCCCCCAACUUGUGCCCCUGCCAGCUUGGGGCCCGUCGCUAUGCCCCUGGCAGUGCUGCUAUGAAGGACUGCAACCACUGCGUCUGCCAGGAGAGGGGCCUCUGGAACUGCACUGCUCACCGCUGCGCUCCGCCCCGGGCCUUCUGCCCCGGUGAGCUCGUCUAUGUCCCUGGAGCCUGCCUCCUCACCUGUGACAGCCCUGACGCAGACCGCCUCUGCCCACCAGGCAGCCCGAGGGGCUGUGUCUGCCCCCCAGGCACCGUGCUGCUGGAGGAGCGCUGCGUGCCUCCUGAGCUCUGUCCGUGCCGUCACGGCGGCCAGUGGUACCUGCCCAACGCUACAAUCCAGGAGGACUGCAACCUGUGCAUGUGCCAGGGUCGCCAGUGGCACUGCACGGGCCAGCGGUGCGAUGGACGGUGCUGGGCGUCAGGCGCCCCUCACUAUGUGACAUUUGACGGGCUGGCCCUCACCUUCCCCGGGGCCUGCGAGUACCUGCUGGUGCGAGAGGCCAGCGGCCAGUUCACGGUCUCCGCCCAAAACCUACCCUGCGGGGCCAGCGGCCUCACCUGCACCAAGGCGCUGACCGUGCGGCUACAGGGCACCGUCGUGCACAUGCUCAGAGGCAGGGCAGUGACAGUGAAUGGGGUGAGUGUGACGCCUCCCAAGGUCUACUCGGGCCCCGGGCUGAGCCUGCGCCCCGCUGGCCUCUUCCUGCUCCUCAGCACCCGCCUGGGCCUCACCCUGCUCUGGGAUGGAGGUACCCGGGUCCUGGUGCAGCUGUCCCCCCAGCUCCGCGGCAGGGUGGCUGGCCUGUGUGGAGACUUCGAUGGAGACGCCAGUAACGACCUCCGGAGCCGCCAGGGGGUCCUGGAGCCCACCGCUGAACUGGCUGCCCACUCCUGGCGCCUCGGUCCUCUCUGCCCGGAGCCAGGGGACCUGCUGCACCCCUGUGCCGUGAAUGCACACCGGGCCGGCUGGGCCCGCGCCCGCUGCGGGGCAGUGCUGCAGCCACUCUUUGCCCGGUGCCACGUGGAGGUGCCCCCACAGCCGCACUACGAGCGGUGUGUGUAUGAUGCCUGCGGCUGCGAUUCGGGGGGCGACUGUGAGUGUCUCUGCUCGGCCAUUGCCACCUACGCAGACGAGUGUGCCCGGCACGGGAUCCAUGUGCGCUGGCGCAGCCAGGAGCUCUGCCCUCUGCAGUGUGAGGGGGGCCAGGUGUAUGAGGCCUGUGGCCCCACGUGCCCUGCCACGUGCCAAGACCACCGUCCCGAGCCUGGGUGGCCCUGCCGGGCCGUCACCUGUGUGGAGGGCUGUUUCUGCCCCGAGGGGACUCUGCUACACGGAGGCAUCUGCUUGGAGCUGGCUGCCUGCCCGUGCGAGUGGGGGGGCAGCUUCUUCCCGCCGGGCACGGUGCUGCAGAAGGACUGUGGCAACUGCACGUGUCGGGAAAGUCAGUGGCUUUGUGGGGACGACGGCGGCCGCUGUGUGGAGCCCGAGCCUGGCUGUGCGGAGGGAGAGACCCCAUGCCAGGAAAGCGGGCGCUGUGUGCCCCACGGGUGGCUCUGUGACAACCAGGAUGACUGUGGCGAUGGCUCAGACGAGGAGGGCUGUGCCACCCUGGGCUGUGGCGAGGGGCACGUGUCUUGCAGCUCCGGCCGCUGCCUGCCCCUGGUCCUGCUCUGCAAUGGGCAGGAUGACUGUGGAGACGGGAGUGAUGAGCAGGGCUGCCCGUGCCCCCAGGACUCGCUGGCCUGUGCCGAUGGGCACUGCGUGCCCCCGGCCCGGCUCUGUGACGGGCACCCCGACUGUCUGGACGCUGCUGAUGAGGAGUCCUGCCUGGGGCAGCUGGAUUGCGCCCCUGGAGAGGUGUCCUGCAUCGAUGGUACCUGCCUGGGGGCCAUCCGGCUGUGUGACGGAGUCUGGGACUGUCUGGACGGAGCUGACGAGGGGCCUGGGCACUGCCCCCUCCCCUCUCUGCCCACUCCCCCCGCUGGUACCUUGCCUGGCCCCUCUGCUGUCUCCUGGAGACUGCACCUACCCCCCUGGCCAGCGUCAGCCCUGGACGUCCCCGCAGCGCUGCCCUGCGGCCCCUUGGACUUCGCGUGCGGCAGCGGCGAGUGCGCGCCCCGGGGCUGGCGCUGCGACGGCGAGGGGGACUGCGCCGACGGCAGCGACGAGAGCGGCUGCGACCGGCCCUGCGCGCCGCACCACGCGCCCUGCGCGCGCGGCCCGCACUGCGUGGCCGCGGAGCAGCUGUGUGAUGGCGUCCCGCAUUGCCCCGACGGCUCGGACGAGGGCCCGGGAGCCUGCGAGGGGCUGUGGGCCGCAGGAGGCCCCAACCAGACAGGGCUUCCCUGCCCAGAAUACUCCUGCCCGGAUGGCCUCUGCAUCCGAUUCCAGCAGGUGUGCGACGGGCAGCCCGACUGUGAGCUGGCGGGGACGGCAGGGCCCUCCCCAGAGGAGCAGGGCUGUGGGGCCUGGGGGCCCUGGAGUCCCUGGGAGCCGUGCAGCCGGACAUGUGGGCCCGGGGCGCAGGGCCGGAGUCGCCGCUGCUUGCCCCCGAGCCUCCCGGUGCUGCGGCACUGCCCCGGCCCGGAGCGCCAGACUCGGGCCUGCUUCGCAGCUGCCUGCCCAGAGGACGGUGCAUGGACCUCCUGGUCACGCUGGUCCCCGUGCUCUGAGCCGUGCGGGGGAGUCACGGCUCGCCACCGGGAGUGCCACCCACCCCAGAAUGGCGGCCGGACAUGUGCCAUGCUACCCGGAGGCCCUCCCAGCACCCGGGAGACCCGACCCUGCCCUCAGGACGGCUGCCCCAGCGUCCCCUGCUCUGGGGAGCUGGUGUUCCAUGCCUGCGCCCCUUGCCCUUUGACCUGUGAUGACAUCUCUGGUCAGGCCGCGUGCCCCACCAACCGGCCCUGUGGCGGCCCAGGCUGCUGGUGCCCUGCGGGGCAGGUGCUGGGUGCCCGGGGGCAGUGCGUGUGGCCACGGCAGUGCCCCUGCCUGGUGGAUGGCGGCCGCUACUGGCCCGGGCAGCGCGUCAAGACAGACUGCCAGCUCUGCGUCUGCCAGGAUGGGCGGCCCCGGCGCUGCCAGCCCAGCCCAGACUGCACGGUGAACUGCGGCUGGUCAGCGUGGUCCCCCUGGGCUGAGUGCCUGGGCCCCUGUGGGAGCCGGAGCAUCCAGUGGUCCUUCCGGAGCCCCAACAACCCCCGCCCGGCCGGUCGAGGGCACCAGUGCCGGGGCCUCCACCGCAAGGCCCGCAGGUGCCAGACAGAGCCCUGUGAAGGCUGUGAGCAGGAUGGCCGGGUCCACCGCGUGGGUGAGCGCUGGCGAGCAGCCCCCUGCAGGGUCUGCCAGUGUCUGCACGACGGCUCAGCACGCUGCUCCCCCUACUGCCCACUGGGCAGCUGCCCCCAGGACUGGGUUCUGGUGGAGGGAGUGGGGGAGUCCUGUUGCCGCUGCGUGCCGCCUGGAGAGAACCAGACGGCCCACCCCAUGGCCACUCCCAUGCCCGCUCCGACCCCCAGCCCUCAGAUCGGAGCCCCUCUGAUCACCUACCUUCUGCCUCCCCCCGGAGAUCCCUGCUAUUCACCCCUGGGCCUGGCCCAACUCCCAGAAGGGAGCCUGCCUGCUUCGUCCCAGCAUCUGGAGCACCCCGCCUGGGCUGCCGUCCUGAGGCCUGCCCCGGGGGCGCCAGGCUGGAGCCCCAUGGAGCACACUGAUACUCAGGGGCACACCCCGCCUCACUACCUGCAGCUCGACCUGCUCCAGCCCAGGAAUCUCACUGGCAUCAUGGUGCAGGGGGCUGGGUCCUCAGACUGGCUCCAGGUCAGCAGUGACGGUCUACACUGGCACAGCUAUCGUGACAUCCGGCCUGGCAUUCAGCCCGCACCCCAGCUUUUCCCCGAGAACUGGGAUGGCGCCUCCACAGUGUGGAUGUUUGCCCGGAUGGUGCAGGCGCGGCACGUCCGGGUGUGGCCUUCUGAUGGGCACCGUCAGGCUGCCCCCCGCAGUGAUGCCAACCCGGGUAGCCCCCUGCGGGUGGAGCUGCUGGGCUGUGAGCCAGCGCCCCUGUGCCCAGGGGUUGGGCACCGCUGUGCCAGUGGCGAGUGUACCCCCAGGGGGUCCCCGUGCGAUGGUGUGGAGGACUGCAAGGACGGCUCUGAUGAGGAGGGCUGCGUGCCCCCGCCCGCAGGCGCUGGCAGAAUCGAGUCCACAGCCUGGAGCUCUGCGCCCUCCUCCACCCAACCUGGACAGCUGCCCCCUCAGCCCAGCGAGGGUCUGGCAGAAGCGGAGGCUGACCACUGGCAUCCCGGGCGGGGGUUACCCGUGCCCCCCACAGGCAAGGGGCCAGCGAGUCUUGGGUCCGAACCUCACCCAAGUCCUGAGGGAUCUGUGCAGACUGCGACCCCCAGCCCCACCUCCCAACCGGAAGUGCAGGCCCUGAGACCAGAAAUGGCAGCUGUGACGAUGCUGCCCCUGCACCCCAUGAUGACACCCGAGGUCCCUGCUGGACGGAGCACCACCCCAGGGCCCUUCCCGCCCGUGCGGUGCAGCCCAGGCCAGGUGCCCUGCGAGGUCCUGGGCUGCGUGGAGCUGGAGCAGCUGUGUGAUGGGAGAGAGGACUGUCUGGAUGGCUCUGAUGAGAGGCAGUGCGCACGGGCAGCGGGCACCAUGCCCUUCACCGUGCCCACCACUGCCCUGCCAGAGUUGCCGGCCUCCAGGGGCCUCUGCUCGCCGAGCCAGCUGACCUGCGGCAGUGGGGAGUGUCUGCCCUCUGAGCGGCGCUGCGACCUGCAGCUGGACUGCCAGGACGGCUCGGAUGAGAGUGGCUGUGUGGACUGUGGCCUGUCGUCCUGGUCUGGCUGGAGCAGCUGCAGCCGUAGCUGUGGCCUGGGCCUCGCCUUCCAGCGCCGGAAGCUGCUGCGGCCGCCCCUGCCUGGGGGCAGCUGCCCAUCGGACCGGCUCCGCAGCCAGCCCUGCUUCGUGCAGGCCUGCCCAGUGGCUGGGGCGUGGGCUGAGUGGGAGGCCUGGGGGCCCUGCAGCGUCUCGUGUGGGGGCGGCCAUCGGAGUCGUCGGAGAAGCUGUGUGGACCCCCCGCCCAAGAAUGGUGGUGCCCCCUGCCCCGGGGCCCGGCAAGAGAGGACACCCUGUGGCCUGCAGCCCUGUGCAGGUGGCACAGACUGCGGGCAGGGCCGCGUGCAUGUGAGUGCUGAGCUCUGCCGGAAGGGGCUGGUGCCACUGUGCCCACCCUCCUGCUUGGAUCCUGAGGCCAACAGGAGCUGCAGCGGAUUCUGUCUGGAGGGGUGUCGCUGCCCCCCCGGGCUCCUUCUCCAGGACGCGGGCUGCCUGCCCCUCUCCGAGUGCCCCUGCCUUGUGGGCGAAGAGCUACAGCAGCCAGGGGUUCCCUUCCUCCUGGACAAUUGCAGCCGAUGCGUGUGUGAGAAGGGGGCCCUGCUGUGUGAACCAGGGGGCUGCCCCGUGCCCUGUGGCUGGUCAGCCUGGUCGUCCUGGGGUCCCUGUGACCGCUCCUGUGGCUCUGGCGUGAGGGCCCGCUUCAGGUCCCCCUCCAACCCUCCGGCUGCUUCGGGGGGCUCCCCGUGUGAGGGCCAGAGGCAGGAGCUUCAGGCCUGCUACUCGGCGUGCGGGGCAGAGGUGCCGGGCUGGACACGCUGGGCUCCCUGGUCCGCCUGCUCCAGGAGCUGCCUCAUCCCUGGAGGAGGCCCAGCCCUGCGCAGCCGUUCCCGGCUCUGCCCCAGCCCCGGGGACAUGUCCUGCCCAGGAGAGGCCACCCAGGAGGAGCCCUGCAGCCCCCCUGUGUGCCUAGGGCUGGGUGUCUGGGGUCAGUGGGCCGCCUGGUCCGCCUGCUCCGCCCCGUGUAAUGGGGGCGUCCAGACCCGAGGGCGCGGGUGCUCUGCCUCGGCUCCUGGGGACCCCGGGUGCCAAGGACCCCACAGCCAGACCAGGGACUGCAACACGCAACCCUGCACAGCCCAGUGCCCGGGCGACAUGGUGUUCCGCUCAGCAGAGCAGUGCCGCCGGGAGGGGGGCCCGUGCCUCCGGCUGUGCCUGGCGCGGGGCCCUGGGGUGGAGUGCACCGGCGUCUGCACCGCGGGCUGCGCCUGUCCCGAGGGCCUCUUCCUGCACAACAGCAGCUGCCUGCCUCCGAGUCAGUGCCCCUGCCAGCUGCGCGGGCAGCUCUAUGCCCCUGGAGCAGUGGCCCGGCUGGACUCGUGCGGCAACUGCACCUGUAUAUCUGGUGAGAUGGUGUGUGCCUCGGAGCCCUGCCCAGUGGCCUGUGGCUGGAGCCCCUGGACCCCAUGGAGUCUCUGCAGCCGCAGCUGUAACGUGGGUGUUCGGCGGCGCUUCCGGGCAGGCACGGCUCCCCCAGCUGCCUUUGGGGGGGCUGCAUGCCAGGGCCCCAACAUGGAGGCUGAAUUCUGCAGCCUGCAGCCAUGCGGAGGUCCUGGUGGGGAAUGGGGCCCCUGGUCUCCGUGCUCCGUGCCCUGUGGGGGCGGCUACCGGAAUCGCACCCGAGGGAGUGGCCGGCCCAGUCCCAUGGACUUCUCCACCUGCGGUCUGCAGCCCUGUGCGGGGCCAGUGCCCGGUGUGUGCCCCCCAGGCAAGCGGUGGCUGGACUGUGCCCAGGGGCCUGCGUCCUGUGCAGAGCUCGGCGCCCCGAGAGGGGCUGACCAGCCCUGCCACCCUGGCUGCUACUGCCCUUCCGGGAUGCUCCUGCUGAACAACGUGUGCGUGCCCACCCGGGACUGCCCCUGCACCUACGGGGGACGCCUCCACCCCCCAGGCAGUGCUGUGCUUCGUCCAUGUGAGAAUUGCUCCUGUGUCUCUGGGCUCAUCACUAACUGCACCUCCUGGCCCUGUGAGGAGGGUCAGCCCACGUGGUCACCCUGGACCCCGUGGAGCGAGUGCUCGGCCUCUUGUGGCCCAGCCCGGCGCCAUAGACACCGCUUCUGCACCAGGCCCCCCAGUGCGGCGCUAUCCAGCAUGGCCCCGCCACCCCUGCUGGCCUCGGUGCCCCCUCUUUGCCCAGGCCUUGAGGCAGAGGAGGAGCCCUGCCUCCUGCCAGAGUGUGACCGAGCUGGAGGCUGGGGCCCUUGGGGACCCUGGUCCAGCUGUAGCCGGAGCUGUGGAGGGGGUCUCCGGAGCCGGAGCCGAGCCUGUGAUCAGCCCCCACCCCAGGGCCUGGGGGAUUACUGUGAGGGGCCUCGGGCCCAGGGGGCGGCCUGCCAGGCUCUGCCAUGCCCAGUGACCAACUGUACCGCCAUCGAAGGAGCGGAGUACAGCGCCUGUGGCCCUCCCUGCCCUCGCUCCUGCGAUGACCUCGUGCACUGCGUUUGGAGCUGCCAGCCCGGCUGUUACUGCCCCCCAGGCCAGGUGCUGAGUGCCGACGGCACCGUCUGCGUGCAGCCCGGUCACUGCAGCUGCCUGGACCUGCUGACUGGGGAGCGGCACCGUCCAGGCGCCCAGCUGGCCAAGCCUGACGGCUGCAACUACUGCACCUGCUCUGAGGGCCGGCUUACCUGCACAGACCUGCCUUGCCCAGUGCCUGGUGCCUGGUGCCCGUGGUUGGAGUGGACGGCGUGCUCCCAGCCCUGCCGGGGCCAGAUGAGGACCCGCUCCAGGGCCUGCAGCUGCCCGGCUCCACAGCAUGGCGGGGCCCCGUGCCCCGGGGAGGCAGGGGAGGUGGGGGCCCAGCAUCAGAGGGAGACCUGCACCAGCCCCACCGAGUGCCCAGUGGAUGGAGCCUGGAGCCCGUGGGGACCAUGGUCUGCCUGUGACAUGUGCCUGGGGCAGUCCCAUCGCAGCCGAGCGUGUAGCUGGCCCCCCACCUCUGAGGGAGGCCGGCCCUGCCCUGGGGGCCACAGGCAGAGUCGCCCCUGUCAGGGCAAUUCCACUCAGUGCACGGACUGUACGGGUGGCCAGGAUCUUCUCCCCUGUGGGCAGCCCUGCCCCCGCUCCUGCGAGGACCUGUCCCCUGGGGUUGAGUGCCAGCCAGACUCGACAGGCUGCCAGCAGCCCAGCUGUGGGUGCCCCCCUGGCCAGCUGUCCCAGGAUGGCCUUUGCGUGCCCCCCACCCAGUGCCGCUGCCAGUACCAGCCUGGAGCCAUAGGGAUCCCUGAGAACCAGAGCCGCUCCGCCGGGUCUGGGCUCAGUUCCUGGGAGAGCCUGGAGCCCGGCGAGGUGGUGACGGGGCCGUGUGACAACUGCACCUGCGUGGCGGGCAUCCUUCAGUGCCAGGAGGUGCCCACCUGCUCAGGGCCGGGGCUGUGGGGCUCCUGGGGCCCCUGGGAGGACUGCAGCGUCUCUUGUGGUGGAGGGGAGCAGCUGCGCUCCCGCCGCUGCCCGCGGCCCCCUUGCCCAGGGCCUGCCCGCCAGAGCCGCACCUGCCGCACCCAGGUCUGCAGAGAGGCAGGCUGCCCAGCCGGGCGUCUGUACCGCGAGUGCCAGCCCAGCGAAGGGUGCCCCUUCUCCUGCGCCCACGUCACCGGGCAGGUGGGCUGCUUCUCUGCUGGCUGCGAGGAGGGCUGUCACUGCCCCGAGGGCACCUUCCUGCACCGCUCAGCCUGUGUCCAGGAGUGCCCCUGUGUGCUCACCGCCUUGUGGCUUCAGGGGUUACAAGUUGCCAGCGCUGACCCGGGGGCUCACCUGUCUGUUCUGGGAGAGAACGGUCAGCUUCUUGGGCCUGGCGAUGAGUUGGGCUCGGGUCAGAGUCUCCGUACAGGCUGUCACAACUGCUCCUGUGCGCGCGGGAAGCUAUCCUGCUCUGUGGGGGCCUGCUCCAAGGCUGCUGGGGGCUUCGGCCCCUGGGGUUCGUGGGGCCCCUGCUCCCGCUCCUGUGGUGGGCUGGGCACCCGCGCCCGCAGCCGCCAAUGUGUGCUCCCCACGCCCGCUCCUGGUGGCCAGGGCUGCCGCGGGCCCCGCUGGGACCUCGAGCACUGCCCCAGCCCAGAGUGCCCAGGGGCUGCAGGGUCCACAGUGGAGCCAGCGACAGGCCUUCCAGGCGGCUGGGGCCUGUGGUCCCCGUGGUCCCCUUGCUCUGGCACCUGCACAGAUCCGGCUCACCCCACUUGGCGCAGCCGCAGCCGCCUCUGCCUGGCGAACUGCACUGGGGGUGCUGCUUCCCAGGAGCGCCCCUGCAACCUGCCCUCCUGCACAGAGCUGCCCCUGUGCCCGGGCCCCGGCUGUGUGGCUGGGAACUGUUCCUGGACCACCUGGGCCCCGUGGGAGCCGUGCUCCCGCAGCUGUGGGGUGGGCCAGCAGCGCCGCCUGCGGGCCUACCGCCCCCCAGGGCCUGGUGGACACUGGUGCCCCGACGUGCUUACAGCCUACCAGGAACGCCGCUUCUGCAACCUGCGAGCUUGCCCAGUGCCCGGAGGCUGGUCACGCUGGAGCCCCUGGUCCUGGUGUGACCGGAGCUGUGGAGGAGGCCGGUCCCUGAGGAGCCGCAGCUGCUCGAGCCCCCCACCCAAGAACGGCGGCGCUCCCUGUGUUGGGGAGAGCCACCACACCCGGCUCUGCAAUCCCGCGCCCUGUGAGGAGGGCUGCCCUGCAGGCAUGGAGGUGGUCAGCUGUGCCAACCGCUGCCCCCGCCGCUGCUCAGACCUCCAGGAGGGGAUCGUGUGUCAGGAGGACCAGGCCUGCCAGCAGGGCUGCCGCUGUCCCAAGGGGUCCCUGGAGCAGGAUGGUGGGUGUGUGCCCCUCGAGCACUGCGAGUGCACGGAUGCCCAGGGCCACAGCUGGGCCCCGGGGAGCCAGCACCAGGAGGCCUGCAACAACUGCACGUGCGGGGCGGGGCAGCUCUUCUGCACGGCCCAGCCCUGCCCGCCUCCUGCCCACUGCGCCUGGAGCCGCUGGUCAGCCUGGAGUCCCUGCAGCCGCUCGUGUGGGCCUGCAGGGCAGCAGAGCCGCUUCCGGUCUUCCACAUCGGGUUCGUGGGCCCCGGAGUGUCGGGAGGAGCAGUCCCAGAGCCAGCCCUGCCCUCAGCCCCCGUGCCCGCCCCUGUGCCUGCAGGGCACCCGCCUCCGCUCCCUGGGGGACAGCUGGCUGCAGGAUGGAUGCCAGCAGUGCUCCUGCACCCCGGAGGGCAUCAUAUGCGAAGACGCUGAGUGUGCAGGGCUGGGGGCCUGGACGCCAUGGUCCCCCUGGGCUGACUGCCCUGUCUCCUGUGGAGGCGGAAACCAGGUCCGCACCCGGGUCUGCGUGGCUUUGGCCCCUCCCCGAGGGGGCUCCCCCUGCCUGGGCCCCGAUGCCCAGAGCCAGCGCUGUGGGCUGUGGCCUUGCCCAGCGCUGCCAGACGCCUGUUCCUGGGGCCCCUGGGGGCCCUGCUCCCGCAGCUGCGGCCUGGGCCUGGCCUCCCGCAAUGCGUCCUGCUACUGCCCGCUGGCCGAGGCUGACCCUGCCUGCAAUAGUACCUCCCUGCGCCUGGACACCCAGGCCUGCUACGCAGGGCCCUGCCUGGAGGAGUGUGUGUGGAGCAGCUGGAGUGGCUGGACGCGGUGCUCAUGCGAGGUGCUGGUCCAGCAGCGCUACCGACACCAACGACCUGCGCCCGGGGAGGCCGGGGCGGGCCCCCUCUGCACUCGACUGGAUGGCCACUUCCGGCCUUGCCUCAUCGGAAACUGCUCUGAGGACAGCUGCGCGCCUCCCUUUGAGUUCCAGGCCUGCGGCUCCCCCUGCACCGGACUCUGUGCCACAUACCUGAGCCCUCGGCUCUGCCAAGACCUGCCGCCCUGCCAGCCUGGCUGUUACUGCCCCGAGGGGCUACUGGAGCAGGCUGGAGGCUGCGUACCCCCAGAACAGUGUAACUGCCAGCACGUCUCAGGCGAAGGAGCUGGGGUGACCUUGGCCCCCGGGGACCGCCUGCAGCUGGGCUGCAAAGCGUGUGAAUGCCGGCGUGGGGAGCUGCAGUGCACCAGCCAAGGCUGUCAAGGUCUUCUGCCUCUGAGCGGCUGGUCUGAGUGGUCACCCUGUGGGCCCUGCCUGCCCCUCGGCCUGCUGGCCCCUGCCUCCAGGACUGCCCUAGAAGAGCGCUGGCCCCAGGACACAGCUGGCCUGUCCCCCACCUCAGCCCCCAUGCUGGCUUCAGAGCAGCACCGCCACCGCCUCUGUUUGGACCCUGAGACGGGGAGGCCGUGGGCCGGGGACCCAGACCUCUGCACUGUGCCACUCAGCCAACAACGCCUCUGUCCAGACCCUGGAGCCUGCCAAGACUUAUGUCAGUGGGGUCCCUGGAGGGCCUGGAGCCCCUGCCAGGUGCCCUGCAGUGGGGGAUUCCGGCUGCGCUGGAGAGAGGACGGGAGCCCCCCUGGAGGAGGCUGCCGGGGGCCAUGGGCUCAGACUGAGAGCUGUAACAUGGGGCCUUGCCCAGGAGAGAGCUGCGAGGCCCAGGACACCGUGCCUACCCCUGACUGUGCCAACCAGUGCCCAAGAAGCUGUAUCGACCUCUGGGACCGUGUGGAGUGUCUGCAGGGACCAUGUCGCCCAGGCUGCCGCUGUCCCCCUGGCCAACUGGUACAGGAUGGGCGCUGUGUGCCUGUGUCUUCUUGCCGCUGUGGCCUCCCCAGCCCCAACGCUUCCUGGGCACUGGCCCCGGCUGAGGUGGUGUGGCUGGACUGCAGAAACUGCACCUGUGUCAACGGGUCCCUGGCGUGCUCCUCCCACGAGUGUCCAACCCUUGGGCCUUGGUCAGCCUGGAGCAACUGCUCUGCUCCCUGUGGUGGGGGCACCACCGAACGACAUCGGAGCUGCAAGGAGGGCCCUGGGCGGGCACUGUGCCAGGCCCAGGACACAGAGCAACGGCAGGACUGUAACCUGCAGCCCUGCCCUGAGUGCCCACCCGGCCAGGUGCUCAGUGCCUGCGCUGUCUCGUGCCCGCGCCUCUGUUCGCAUCUGCAGCCUGGCACCCUCUGUGUGCAGGAACCCUGCCGGCUUGGCUGUGACUGUCCCAGAGGGCAGCUGCUGCACAACGGCACGUGUGUGCCCCCUGCCGAGUGCCCCUGCACCCAGCUCUCUCUGCCCUGGGGCCUCACCUUGACUCUUGAAGAGCAGCACCGAGAGCUGCCCCCAGGGACUCUGCUCACCCAGAACUGCACCCACUGCGUCUGCCAAGGUGGAGCCUUCAGCUGCUCCCUCACUGACUGUCAGGAGUGCCCCCCUGGAGAAACCUGGCAGCAGGCGGCCCCCGGGGAGCUGGGGCCCUGUGAGCAGACGUGCCGGGAACCCAACACCACGGAGACCCAGGGCAACUGCAGUGGGAGGCAGGCCCCGGGCUGUGUGUGCCAGCGUGGGCACUUCCGCAGCCAGGAGGGCCCCUGCGUGCCCAUGGACCUCUGCGAGUGCUGGCACCAUGGGCGCUCCCACCCGCCGGGAUCCGAGUGGCAGGAGGCCUGUGAGAGCUGCCGCUGCAUCAGCGGGGAGAGUGUCUGCACCCAGCACUGCCCCCCGCUCACCUGUGCCCAGGGUGAGGUGGCCGUGCAGGAGCCUGGAAGCUGCUGUCCCACUUGCCGCCAGGAGGCUCUGGAAGAGCAGCCCGUCUCCUGCCGGCACCUCACGGAGCUUCGCAACCUCACCAAGGGCGCCUGCUACCUAGAGCAGGUGGAAGUGAACUACUGCAGCGGGCACUGCCCGUCCAGCACCAACGUCCUGCCUGAGGAGCCGUACCUGCAGAGUCAGUGUGACUGCUGUAGCUACCGCCUAGACCCUGAGAACCCAGUGCGCAUCCUGAACCUGCGCUGCCCCGGCGGCCGCACAGAGCUGGUGGUGCUGCCGGUCAUUCACAGCUGCCAGUGCAGCGCCUGCCAGGGAGGUGAUUUCUCAGAGCGCUGA